AUGAACACCUUCAAGGGUGAUGGGAAGGAUUCCUCAUUACUUUUUUCAUGGACGGAUGUGGGCACGGCUCCUGCGCGACUUCCUGUAUACUCGGCAAAACGAGAUGAACGGAGCCAAUAUGUUAACAGCAAAGGGAGCGAAUCAACUGGAGGUACCCCUGCAGAACCACAAAAACUUGCAGUAGGAGAACGCUUGCGAGCCACUCGUACAAAACCGCACAACCGAAGCGGCGAGGAAUUAACGAGCCCGUCACGCUCAAAAGAAUCGCAGGUGCUGUCAACAUAUAUGGGUGGAGGUAAAAUUGGCAUAUGGCCAUUGUCAGUAUAUGGUGUUGAUGUUUUCAGUGACUUGAGUGCCUUGCUGCCACAAACCAGAGCGCUGGAAAUGAGCGAACAGGCGGAGUGCGCCGACACCCCAACACCGGCAUCGCUUCAUCCGGAAGACUACAGCGCUAUGCGGCCGCUGGGAUCACUUUCUAUGCGUAGUGAUGACUCAUCUAAAGAGGAAUGGAAAUUGCCAUUAUUAAUACCGCGAGGUGACAUGGUCACAAAACAUGCGUCCGUAUCGCACUGGAUUGAGGGUACCACGAUAUUGAAUGAAUAUGCUCUGCUGAAGAGUGUUGGAAAGGGAACUUCAGGUAAGGUGCGGCUGGCGUACAGUCUCUCGCGUAACGAGUCCGUAGCAAUUAAAGUUAUCCCGCGACCGAGGGAGAAAAGACGAGCUAUUGAGACUGCUUGUAAUUCAGCAACAGCUCGGAUGGAGGCUCUACAGCGGGAAAUCAGAGUAAUGAAGCAAUUACGACACAAGAGUAUUGUCUCAUUGUUUGAGGUUAUCGAUGAUCCUGAUACUGAAAAGCUAUACAUUGUCAUGCAAUACAUCGACAACGGCCCGAUCGCCCGCCUAGACAGAGAAGGGAACUGUGAUCCGAUCCCACCUGAGGACUUAACUAAUUAUGCGCGCCAGAUUCUCGCCGGAAUGGAGUAUCUGCAGCGGCACGGCAUCGUGCAUCGUGACAUCAAACCUGAAAAUAUACUCGUCAACAGUAAGAAGUGCGCGUUUAUCUCUGAUUUUGGUGUUGCGGCAAUUCUCGGAGAUGACGAAAUGUGUUUGCACCGCUUCGAGGGGACUCCGUUGUUUAUGCCCCCGGAAGUAUUUUGCAGCGUUGAUCCAUCACCCUGCGUGGGUGAUGUGGGCGCUGACGGCACCAAUAAUGCUAACAGUGUUCAUAACGGAAGAAGCGGAAAGUCAGAUGUCCGGAAGCAACUUCUGUUCGCCAUGGAUGUUUGGUCUCUCGGUGUCACCUUCUACACUCUACUUGUUGGAUCGGUUCCAUUCAAAACAAUUGGGGACAUACAAAACACACUUCAAUCCCCAGUGGUGAUUCCCGACGUUGUGCCUGAGUCGUGGCGAUUGAUUUUGCAGUGGAUGCUUUCUCCUCUUCCAGAGCACCGCCCCACCGUAUCGGAGCUGCGCCUCCGUGUGAAAAAAAUGAUCCGGCAGGAUGUCGCAAAGCAGAGGAGUGAAGUAAUGAACUCGUCUGAGUCUCAAAAGUGUCCUGGAGGCUGCAGUGCACCGACUUCACCACUACCUUUUGAUUUGCAUCGACCGGCGCCGGCGGCUGGCCCGCCUUCUGCGUGGCAGUGCAAGUCAUGGGGCCACCCGGUAACGCGUGAGCAUAUUGUGGAAAGAGCACCAAUGGCAAAUAACACACCGUACGACUCGCUGAUAAGUUACAGUGAAGCAAAUGCGUCGCCAGCGGGGGAGGGUUGUCUCCAAGUGCAAGAAUCUACUUACCACGCGAGACGGUGGAACCCCACGAUUGCAUGA
Trypanosoma brucei brucei TREU927 is the source of this 1827-nucleotide messenger RNA. Its product is annotated as protein kinase, putative. The record is from RefSeq and is a predicted model, not a curated record. The transcript has a single exon. Gene Ontology annotation, cellular component: cytoplasm. NCBI's taxonomy places the organism in Eukaryota, Euglenozoa, Kinetoplastea, Trypanosomatida, Trypanosomatidae. The coding region runs from base 1 to 1827 and encodes 608 amino acids. Gene Ontology annotation, biological process: protein phosphorylation; intracellular signal transduction. Gene Ontology annotation, molecular function: protein serine/threonine kinase activity; ATP binding.